UACCAUCGUCGUUGACGUUUAUUCAGGAAGACCUCUGACGAGUUCCUCGUGGAAUCGUCUAGUCGUUCCUGCAAGUAGGAUAGAUCAAUAAGCAACGACAGGGUGAUUCUUCGCUGGCUCAUUCCACGCUUAACCACCUCGUCAGACGCGCAGGACGGUGCGUCGAUCCAUGUUUCGGUCAUCGGGAUCGUAGAAGAGAUGACGUUCCGUGUGAUGUUCUCGCUGGCCCUGCUACUGCAAAUCGACGCGUUCCUUUUCGGCUUCAUACCGACCACCCCCAAGAGCGAAGGGAAACGGGAGUUCAACGUUUACUGGAACGUACCCACGUUUAUGUGCCACAAGUACGGGCUGCACUUUGAAGAAGUAUCGGAGAAAUAUGGUAUCAUACAGAACUCGAUGGAUAAGUUCCGCGGAGAAGAGAUCGCUAUUCUUUACGACCCUGGCAUGUUCCCGGCGUUGCUGAAAGAGCCGAACGGAAACGUAGUGACGAGAAACGGCGGUGUCCCGCAAGAAGGCAAUCUCACCAAGCAUCUCCAAGUAUUUCGGGAGCACUUAAUCAAUCAGAUCCCGGACAAAUCGUUUCACGGUGUGGGGGUGAUCGAUUUCGAAAGUUGGAGGCCAAUCUUCCGACAGAAUUGGGCUUCUCUCCAGCCUUAUAAGAAACUCUCCAUAGAGAUAGUUCGCCGCGAGCAUCCGUUCUGGGAUAGUCGGAGCGUGGAACAGGAAGCGAAGCGAAGAUUCGAGAAAUACGGGAAACUUUUUAUGGAGGAGACAUUGAAGGCUGCCAAACAGAUCAGGCCGUCCGGUAGUUGGGGCUACUAUGCUUACCCUUAUUGCUACAAUCUCACACCGAAUCAACCCAGUUCCCAGUGCGAUAGCACGACGAUGCAGGAAAACGAUAAAAUGUCAUGGCUGUACGCGCUGGAAGACGUUCUCCUGCCGUCGGUAUACUUGAGACUGAGCCUGACCAGCAGCCAGAGAGUGGGCCUGGUCGGUGGCCGCGUGAAGGAAGCCUUGAGAAUAGCGAAGCAAAUGGCAGCGAGGAAAAGGGUUCUCCCCUAUUACUGGUACAAGUACCAAGAUCAGAGGGACACGUAUUUGAGCAAGGCUGACCUGGACGCUACUCUGCGGAAGAUCGCGGACCAGGGCGCGGAUGGACUCAUCAUUUGGGGCAGCUCGAACGAUAUCAACACGAAGCAAAAGUGCGUGCAGUUCAGGGAAUACCUGAACAACGAUCUAGGCCCCAGCGUGGAUCGGACGAGACGAAUGGCACUGGGAUCGAGCGAAUACAACGGCAACUCCGUGGACAAUCGGAUCGACGGGAGCGUGGACCAGGCGUGACGAUUCAGGCAGCUCGUGGACCGAUUCUCUCGCAAAAGAGGCAAAGUAUUAGGGGAAAUUGUAAAAGCCUUUAGCCUGUUGCGUGGCUUACGCGUGCGAUUACCAUAUACGCGAGGUGCGCGGAGGAGCUGCUCGACCUUCGAAAUAGAAAGAUGUUGGACACGAGACGCGUCGUUGAAACCAAAGACGACUGGUCUAGACGAUACUCGGAGACGUUCCGCGACGUAAUAUCCGAGUAUCGGGCGACGAUCGAAAUAAAUUUCCUACGAAACUACCACUUCUUUCAUUCUACCCUCGCGAAGUGGGAGUGGCUGGCGGACAAAUACGAAACUCUGACCGAGCCGUGGCGCAUUCUUCUUCGUCUGCUGGCUUCUGUCUUCCUCCUCUGGGAUCCGUGAACCUUCGAUACCGUCUGUCACCGAGGGUU
Eufriesea mexicana is the source of this 1768-nucleotide messenger RNA. Its product is annotated as hyaluronidase. The record is from RefSeq and is a predicted model, not a curated record. The transcript is spliced from 5 exons. Gene Ontology annotation, biological process: carbohydrate metabolic process; hyaluronan catabolic process; defense response. NCBI's taxonomy places the organism in Eukaryota, Metazoa, Arthropoda, Insecta, Hymenoptera, Apidae. Gene Ontology annotation, molecular function: hyalurononglucosaminidase activity. The coding region runs from base 199 to 1341 and encodes 380 amino acids.